Messenger RNA from Stylophora pistillata, 1219 nucleotides. Its product is annotated as ankyrin repeat domain-containing protein 46. The record is from RefSeq and is a predicted model, not a curated record. Gene Ontology annotation, cellular component: BRCA1-A complex; BRCA1-BARD1 complex. Gene Ontology annotation, molecular function: ubiquitin-protein transferase activity; protein binding. Gene Ontology annotation, biological process: protein K6-linked ubiquitination. Lineage: Eukaryota; Metazoa; Cnidaria; Anthozoa; Scleractinia; Pocilloporidae.
AUGGCGGUCGUUUAGUAAAUCGACUGUGCUCCGUUGAGAACGAACAACGAACAUGGCUUACUGCAUUUGCAAGUAGACUUGAGGUAGCAGACUAUCUUUUAAAUAUACUUUCAAAGAGUUAAUUCGUAAACAUGUCGUAGUUCAUACGCUUGAUAAUGGAAGAUCUCUGCAAUCAUGUCGACAACGCAGCAGAAUGUGGUUGUUCCUCUAAAUCAUCAACUUAUGCUCAGUCUCUCUCUGAAAUGGACUUUGAGAGAGGAAUAUGGCAGGCUGCGCUGGAUGGUAAUGUGAACAGAGUCAGGAAAUUAUUGUACAAGGGAACAGACCCUAAUGCAAAGGAUGGCUCGGGAUAUACAGCUCUGCAUUAUGCUAGCCGCAGUGGCCAUGAAGAGGUCUGUCAGUUGCUCCUGGAACAAGGAGCAGAUGUGAAUGCCCAAACCAGAUCAGGCAAAGUAACAUCACUACACAGAGCUGCAUACUCUGGUCACUUGUCGGUAGUGAAGCUGCUCAUCAAAUAUGGUGCUGAUCCAAGACUCUGUGACAGUGAUGGACAAAUCCCUCUGCACAAGGCUGCUGAAAAGUCGCAAAAGGAAGUCGUCAGGUUGUUUGUUGAUUUGGACUCCAGUCUUGUGAAAGUAAAAGAUAAAAAUGGAAGAUUACCUGCCGACCUGGUGUCCUCGAAAGAAUGUUCUUUGUUGAAUAUGCUUUAGAGAUGAAUCAUUUAACUUAUACCUAACAAGGUGCAGUCUAUAAUAAUAUUAUUUGUCAAGAUGCUCCCCUGUUUUGUUUGUUUGUUUUCAAAAAGUUUCUUUCCAUUUAUCAGGAUGAUAGACUAUGAGAAGUCCCUGCUUUUUGGGAAGUCUGCCAGUCAAGUAAAAAAAAAAUCAAUUUAAAAACAAUGACCAAAGUCAGUAUCUGAGAAACUGUGCACCUACCGCUCCCGUAACAAAAAAUUUACUGCUAACUUGUCAUCAGUUGACUGUACAGGUUGGGUUAGGGCAGGGGAGGGAAGGUAUGCUGUUGCUCAGAUACUGAUCCAAAAGAAGAAUUACAUUGAUGUUAGCUCACUGUGCAGAGCUUUGGGAGAGAAGCGCACAAAAAGUACUGCAACUAAUAUGCAUUACUUUUAAUGUACCUCACUCCUAGAGUUCUUAGGGGUCUGCUGACAUCAAACUUUUGUCAUUUAUUAUAAUAGCCCAUUUCCGAAUUACCCUUAGCC